This is a messenger RNA of Nannospalax galili (Upper Galilee mountains blind mole rat), 5340 nucleotides long. It is a transcript of the gene Rnf38, whose product is annotated as ring finger protein 38. The transcript has 12 exons. NCBI's taxonomy places the organism in Eukaryota, Metazoa, Chordata, Mammalia, Rodentia, Spalacidae. Bases 690 to 1988 code for a protein of 432 amino acids. The record is from RefSeq and is a predicted model, not a curated record.
GCGGAGAAAGGAGCGGAGCGGAGCGCUCUGGCAGUCUCGCGCGCCUGGCGGGCUAGGUUGGUGCUGGCGAGGGGCGGGGCGGGCACCUCCAGGCCUAGUGGCAGGGGGCGUCGCCUGCCUGCCAGUGCGCCGACGGGGCGGGGCCCUUGUGCAGCUUGCGGGGCCGGGCCUUUGGGACGCUGGGCUGAAAGGAUGGGGCCUCCGCGGCGUUAACCGACUGUCAGCUCUGGGCGUGUAGCCGUAGUUUCCGGGCGAGGUACGUGUGAUGGUGCCAGGAGGAAGGAAGCGCCGUGACAGCGCCUCUGUCGGAGACCAGGUUCCGGGAGUGAGGAGGCCCUGCGACGACGGAGCUGGCGAGCUGGCCGCCGGCGGGCCGAGCGGUCACAGUAGGAGGCGGCGGCCCGGCCCGGAGCGGCAGGAGCAUCCCCGCACGGCGGAGCCUCCCCUCCCAGAUAUCUCCCGGGUCCAAUUCAGCACCUCUACCUGGCCAUCCUAACAAGGUGAUUUGUGAAAGGGUGAGACUUCAGAGCCUGUUCCCUCUUCUCCCAAGUGAUCAGAACACUACCGUUCAAGAGGAUGCUCACUUCAAAGCUUUCUUCCAGAGUGAAGAUAGUCCAAGUCCUAAGAGACAGCGCCUCUCUCAUUCAGUCUUUGAUUAUACAUCAGCAUCACCAGCUCCCUCACCACCAAUGCGACCAUGGGAGAUGACAUCAAAUAGGCAGCCCCCUUCAGUUCGACCAAACCAACAUCACUUCUCAGGGGAACGAUGCAUCACACCUGCACGAAACAGAAGAAGUCCUCCUGUUAGGCGCCAGAGAGGAAGAAGGGAUCGUCUGUCUCGACAUAAUUCCAUUAGUCAAGAUGAAAACUAUCACCAUCUCCCUUAUGCACAGCAGCAAGCAAUAGAGGAACCUCGAGCCUUCCACCCUCCGAAUGUAUCUCCCCGUCUGUUACAUCCAGCUGCUCAUCCACCCCAGCAAAAUGCAGUCAUGGUUGACAUACAUGAUCAGCUCCAUCAAGGAACAGUUCCUGUCUCCUAUACCGUAACAACAGUGGCACCUCAUGGGAUUCCACUCUGCACAGGCCAGCACAUCCCUGCUUGCAGUGCACAGCAGGUCCCAGGAUGCUCUGUGGUUUUCAGUGGACAGCACCUGCCUGUCUGUAGUGUGCCUCCUCCAAUGCUUCAGGCAUGUUCUGUUCAGCACUUCCCAGUACCAUAUGCUGCAUUCCCGCCCCUCAUUUCUAGUGAUCCGUUUCUCAUACAUCCUCCUCACCUUUCUCCUCACCAUCCUCCUCAUCUGCCACCACCAGGCCAGUUUGUCCCUUUCCAGACACAGCAAUCACGAUCGCCUCUGCAGAGGAUAGAAAAUGAAGUGGAGCUCUUAGGAGAGCAUCUUCAAGUAGGCAGUUUUACCUACCCUGCUUCAGCCCAUCCUCCAACAUUACCUCCAUCAGCUCCUUUGCAGUUCCUGACACAUGACCCUUUGCAUCAGGAGGUGUCUUUUGGAGUACCUUAUCCUCCAUUUAUGCCUCGGAGACUCACAGGACGUAGUAGAUAUCGAUCCCAGCAGCCAAUACCACCUCCCCCUUACCAUCCUAGCUUACUACCAUAUGUGUUAUCAAUGCUUCCAGUGCCGCCUGCAGUGGGCCCAACUUUCAGCUUUGAGUUGGAUGUGGAAGAUGGAGAAGUAGAAAAUUAUGAGGCCCUGUUAAACCUGGCAGAGCGACUGGGAGAGGCUAAACCUCGGGGACUGACUAAAGCAGAUAUUGAACAACUUCCUUCUUACCGGUUCAACCCUAACAACCACCAGUCAGAACAGACUUUGUGUGUAGUAUGCAUGUGCGAUUUUGAGUCAAGGCAGCUACUUAGAGUCUUACCCUGUAACCACGAGUUCCAUGCCAAAUGUGUUGACAAAUGGCUUAAGGCAAACCGUACUUGCCCAAUUUGCCGAGCUGAUGCUUCAGAAGUCCAUCGGGAUUCAGAAUGACCAGCCUAAGAGCACAAAUGUAAUUUGGGUGUUCCUCAUCACAUGUAUAUAUGGACUAUCCAUUGAACUUAACCUGUGUGGCUUCCAGCCCUCCCUUUACCAAAAGGGUCAGUGGACCUUUCUUUGCACUGUGUGACUUAAUCAGCUAUAAAAGCUUACAAUUAGUCUUCACAAUUAUGGGAUUGUUAUACUAACCGUGUGAUUGGAACUCCAAAGACUUUUUCUUUAGCUUAAUUUGUGUGUGCACUAACAUUCCCUGGUUUUUGUGUGAUCAUUCCGAGUGUUGCUGCAAGAUUACAGUGGACGUGAUCUUUUAGCAUGUGCUUUUUAUAAAAAGUGGUAGCUCCAGAUGAUAUAGCAAUCUACCUUAUAUAGAGCCUUCAGAAACUGUGAGUGGAAAUGAAUGCGGUGUAUGACUGUUGGUGAUAAGUGUAUCUGUGUGAGAGGCGUGUGAAACUUGCGUGGGGGCAUGGUAGCUAAUGUGCGUGUGAGAUCCUAUAUACCAGCAUGUACCAAGAAUGUGUGUGUAGUUUUAAUUAUGCUGCAAUGUAUAAUCUGGUGUGUUAUUUAAACAGCACUAGUACUGUACACUGGUUUUUCCCUUUUUUGCUGUUGCACACUGAGUGCUAAGGGUGCAUCAAUUAUAAGCACCAAAUACUCCAUCUCCUUCCCUCCCAAUGAAUGGAAUGAGAAAGCCUUCUUCCUUUGCUCCAGGCAGCUGUCCCCUUUUCUCCUUCGGUGGUCCCAAGUGGGUCACUUAAGAAAAAAAAGUGUAACAGAUUCUCCAUUACCUGAUUUUUUUUCGUUUUAAGUCUCCAACUUGCUGUUUCCAAAAAGAAGGUGCAAUAUCCUACAUCAUCAGUUAGCAAUAUUAGCAUUUCAAUCAAUGAUUUGAAUGUUGAUGCUUUGUUUUUCCUUUACAUUUCCAGUAAGCUUCUUACGAGAAGUACCUGUGAUUCUUUUAUUUUUUUCUAAUGUUUAGAUUUGUAGUCUAUUCUGAAGAUGUUUGAGUAAUAUAUUUCUAAGAAUACCGCUGGUCCCAUACGCUCACCUCCAUUGACUUCCAACAGAACAAAAUAUGUUAAGUAAACUCAGCUUGAUUUCUGAUACGCGUUCUUUAUUCAAACUUCAAUGAGCAACUAAAUUGUUUUAAGAAAACUAUCUGUUCUUAGGGAUUCAUUUCCCACACUCCAGUUCUGAAAGUUGUCUGGUUGUUCCCUCAGUAAACGCUCUCUCAUUGAAACCCUUGUUUCAGGAUGGAUCAAGUGCUGUGACAGCUUGUUUCUUAGGCCUGAUAUGCUUCGGCGUCUUAUUGCUUCUCCUUUUCAUUUUUGUUAGAAUGAGAAAAGGUUAAUACAACAGGUGCCCAGAAUACUUGCAGUGCAAACGGAGAUUUGAUUUUUGUAUAAUAAGAAAAUAAUGCUGUCAAACAGGCAUUGACCUUUAUUUAAUCUGAAAUAAUAUGUAGCUAUAUGGUUUUUUAAAAACUGACUCUACACAGCUUGUUUGAAGUCAUUUAUUCAGCAAUAUUCGAUUCCUUUCUCGUUCUCUCAGUGUGCUCUACAUCGUCUUCUCUUCGGAGUUGUUUGCAGCUGCACAUGCUGCAUUAUUCCAGUCAGGACUGUGAUAACUUGCUGCCAUCCUCACUCAGCGUUAACUGGCUCUGGGUCCAUUUUGUACUCAGACAGUGUUAACUACUUGUUACUGCCAUGCUGCUUGCCCUCUCUUGGAGUCUCUAUAAGCUCAUCGCAGGCUAGAGUUCAGUAAAGUCAAUUCAAUUCACACAGAAGCACAAUUUUGUCCUCUUCCAGACACUGUUGCCUCUAUCUAGUCAGACAAAUAGGAUUUUACCUACUUUGUGUUUGCCCCUAGAUUUGUUUGUGUGUCAGAACUACACUUAAACAAUGGAAAAUGUACACGCUACUUCUUAAUCAUUAGGAUCACCCCCUGCUGUUCCUAAUGAAUAAAAAGUGUGUUAAAGACCAAAAUUAUUGGCAUAUAAUCAGCUCCAAAUCACAGUUUAAUCUUCAUUUUUUAAUUAAAAAAUCAUGUUUAAAGUGGCAAAAUGCCCAUCAUAUACAUAGACUCUUUUAUAUAGCUGCAAAGAAUUUGUAUCUGUACAGAUCUAACAUAACACUACUGCACUCAGUAUUCAUUUUAUUGAAGCAUGCAAGUAAAGCACUUUUUCUAAUUUAUAUAGCGAUACCUAAUUAACAGGGCACAUUGUAUUAAUGACUAGGAAAAGUAGCUUUUUCUUUCCUUCUGACUAUGAAUUCUUGUCAUAGUGACCCUUUUCUAGUAAAUUUUUUAGAGGUAGUUGGCAAUUUAGGAGGCAGCAGGGUCUGUUUUGGUAAAAUCCUGUUGAAUUGUUGUGUUGUAACUGAUCUCUCUUUGGGAAUGUCCUCUCUUCCCAUGGGGCUCUCAGAGAUGGUCCACACCUGCUUACUAAGCAAUUGGUUAGUGUAUGUUAGGAGCACACUUGCAGGUGAUCUCUGGCUGGCCACGGUGGGCAUCUUUGUGGCUAGGAGACAAAAAGCACAGUUGAUUCCUGCCCACCCUGUUGCUUUGGGUGGUGUACCAAAAGCAGGUAGAUUCUGGCUCCUUCACCUCUUUCCUUCUUACCAUCUUAACUCGGAUGUGGAUUUUUUUUUUUUUUUUUUUAAGAUUUAAGAUAUGGGGUUUUGUUUUGUUGUGGUUUUUUAGUGUUUUUUUAUUUCCUUUUUUAUUUUUCUUUUUUGGCAUGAAUCAUCUUUGAUAUUUUUUUAACUGCCACCUCCAUAGAACAACUCCCAAGGCCUCCCAAGUAUCAAAUCUCAUACUAGGAUUUUCUGCCCUGAUUUUUUUUUUUUAAGCAAGAUCUGGAAAAUGUGAAAGCAUAUUAGAUUUUAUACAUGCUCUGAAUGUAAUUUGUUAAAAUUCUUAAAUUUGGGCCUCUUGUGAUAAUUUUGAAUGAGAUCCGCCAACUCAUUUCUGAGAAUAUUUUUCACAGAUACCUGUAGGCCUUCACUAGAAAGCUAUGUCCCCUGUUAGUGCAUUUGGUUACCUCAUUUUGCCAUUUGUUUCAGAUUAUGAAAACUCACAGGGGUGUUUGUUGGAAUCAUUUGCUGAGUCAUUUCCUCAAAUCAUAUUCCAUUGUAUCAGUUAACAAAUAGUUUUAAAUGUAUGUAUUAUAAAUAUCUGUAACCAAAUCAUUUGAAGGCUUGAUAAAUUUUUAACAAAGUUUGUACAUUUUUUAUGAAAGUUACUAGUAAUGCUUUACUAAGUAGUGCAAUGAAUUUUUAUUUUUAAUCCCUGUGCCCAAUUUUGGAGUUGAGAGGGUUGUUGGUAAUAAAUGUAUGAUGUACACUUAAAA